CGAUGUGCUAUCGUCUCUCCACUCUCCACUUCCUCCUUUGUCGUCUCCGUCCCAAUCCCAAAACCUCGCGGGCUCGUUCCGUUCCACCCGCGCCGCGCCGCCGCCCGAGAUGCUCCCAGCACACCACCUCCUGUCGCUCCUCUCGUUCGCUUCCCUCGGGGCCUCUGCGGUCGGCGUCGGCGAGGGGUUCUGCUCGGCGGAGCAGUCCAGCGAAUGCUCCCAGAGACCUCCGCUCUACUGGAAGGUCACCAACCCCACCCUCGCGCCCGCGCACCUGCAAGAUUUACCUGGCUUCACACGUAGUCUGUACAAAAAGGAUCAUGCUUUAAUAACACCAGAAAGUCAUGUAUUCAGUCCUUUGCCUGAUUGGAUCAACACGCUAGGAGCAUAUUUGAUCAGUCCAGCUCUUGGGGCACACUUCACCAUGUACUUGGCAAACAUGCAAGAUGGAUCAAAAUCAGCCCUACCACCGAAAGAUGUUGAAAGGCUUAUCUUUGUACUUCAAGGCAGCAUUGCAUUGUCUGUGGAGAGCGAAAGUACUCAUUCUCUAUUGGUGGACUCUUAUGCCUACCUUCCUGCAAACUUGAAGCACUCUGUUAUUUCAGAUGAACCAAGCACUCUAGUAAUCUUUGAGAGGAGGUACACAACCAUUGGGGAUUACCAUCCUGAUCUUGUUGUUGGUUCAACAGAUAAGCAACCCCUCCUUGAAACCCCAGGAGAGGUAUUUGAACUUAGGAAGCUGCUACCUACUUCACUACCUUAUGACUUCAAUAUCCAUAUAAUGGACUUUCAGCCAGGCGAAUAUCUCAAUGUGAAGGAGGUCCAUUACAAUCAACACGGGCUACUGCUUUUAGAGGGUCAAGGAAUAUAUCGAUUGGGAGACAGCUGGUAUCCGGUGCAAGCAGGCGAUACCAUUUGGAUGGCGCCGUUUGUGCCUCAAUGGUACGGUGCCCUUGGUAAAACCAAGUCGAGGUACUUGCUGUACAAAGAUGUCAACAGGAAUCCACUGAUAUGAGCAAGGUAUGCUUGACUGAUGGCAACAGCUCAAAAUGGAGAUCUAUGCCAGCUACGAAGAGUUCCUCAAGAAGUUGGCCCACAGAAGAGAUUGCACGAAUUGUCCACAGUAAAUCGAUUUAAGAAUGUCAAAGUGGGAAUAGGGACGUUCAUGGCGGUACACUGAUAAUUAUGGGACAAUACUGUCCUACUAUUGUGGUACUUCAUGUACUGUGGUCGGGACAGCAUGAGAUAUAUAUUGUGGUGAGGCCAAGGAUAAAUAAAAAAUAGAUGGCCUUUUUUACCUUGAACAAACGGAAUAAGGAAUUUAAUAUACUCACUCCGUACCAAAAUAAGUGACGGAGGGAGUAUUUCUUGAAACAAAUUAGAAAGGAGCCUCAUGAUUGGUUCAUGUACCCUGAACUGCAGCAAAUGAAAAGCAAGUUGGAGUGGGAAUGUAUAUGAUUUAUUAGUU
Messenger RNA from Brachypodium distachyon (stiff brome), 1468 nucleotides. RefSeq names its product probable (S)-ureidoglycine aminohydrolase. NCBI's taxonomy places the organism in Eukaryota, Viridiplantae, Streptophyta, Magnoliopsida, Poales, Poaceae. Gene Ontology annotation, molecular function: ureidoglycine aminohydrolase activity. The transcript has 12 exons. Bases 110 to 1015 code for a protein of 301 amino acids. The record is from RefSeq and is a predicted model, not a curated record.